This is a messenger RNA of Vespula pensylvanica (western yellowjacket), 484 nucleotides long. RefSeq names its product histone H2B-like. Gene Ontology annotation, molecular function: DNA binding; protein heterodimerization activity; structural constituent of chromatin. Gene Ontology annotation, cellular component: nucleosome. NCBI's taxonomy places the organism in Eukaryota, Metazoa, Arthropoda, Insecta, Hymenoptera, Vespidae. The transcript has a single exon. The record is from RefSeq and is a predicted model, not a curated record. Bases 69 to 440 code for a protein of 123 amino acids.
AUCAUUCUAAUCGACACUACGCGUGAGUCGGUAUUGUCCUUUGACAAAAGAAAAAAAUUUUUCUCGAAAUGCCGCCAAAAGCUAGUGGUAAAGCCGUGAAAAAAGCCGGAAAGGCUCAAAAGAAUAUUAGUAAAGCUGACAAGAAGAAAAAAAGGAAGAGGAAGGAAAGUUACGCCAUUUAUAUAUAUAAAGUACUCAAACAAGUUCAUCCUGAUACCGGAAUAUCCAGUAAAGCUAUGAGUAUUAUGAAUAGUUUCGUCAACGACGUUUUCGAACGUAUAGCUGCCGAAGCUUCGAGAUUGGCUCAUUAUAACAAACGCUCGACUAUAACUUCUCGAGAGAUACAAACUGCUGUUCGACUUUUACUUCCAGGUGAACUCGCUAAACACGCAGUUAGCGAAGGCACCAAAGCUGUCACCAAAUAUACCAGUUCGAAAUGAACUGUUUUAUAUAUGGUGCAAACGGCCCUUUUUAGGGCCACAAA